Coprinopsis cinerea okayama7#130 is the source of this 1695-nucleotide messenger RNA. Its product is annotated as lysine/ornithine N-monooxygenase. The record is from RefSeq and is a predicted model, not a curated record. Bases 67 to 1695 code for a protein of 542 amino acids. The transcript is spliced from 6 exons. NCBI's taxonomy places the organism in Eukaryota, Fungi, Basidiomycota, Agaricomycetes, Agaricales, Psathyrellaceae. Gene Ontology annotation, biological process: intracellular iron ion homeostasis.
ACCUGGAAAUUCCCCCAGCUCGCUCCCUCUUUCCCUCCCAAAGACCCCCGCCCUCCGCCUAUUACUAUGUCCGCUGACGACGUUGUUUAUGACCUUGUCGGUUUGGGCUUCGGUCCCGCCAACAUCGCCAUUGGAGCAGCGUUGACCGAGAAAUGGCAACAGGACCCUACCUUCUCUAUUAAAAAUACUCUCUUCAUUGAGAAGCAUGAAGUUUUCCGAUGGCACCCUGGGAUGCUGCUUCCUGAUGCCAAAAUGCAGAUUAGCUUCCUGAAGGACCUCGCUACGUUGCGAACCCCCAAUUCCCCAUACACCUUCCUUUCUUACCUCCACAGCGAGGAUCGUCUUCUAUCGUUCAUCAACCGCGGGUCUACAGUCCCUUCCCGCAAAGAGUACUCCGAUUACUUGGCCUGGGCUGCACAGAAGGUACAGGACAACGGAGUCAAGGUCAAAUUCGGCCAUGAAAUCAUUGCAUUGGAUGAUGGCCCGGAUGGCACCAUCGAGGUUCGUUAUCGCAACGUCCGAACACAAGAGGAGACUCUUAUCCGUGCCCGGGACCUGAUAAUCGCACCUGGAGGAACCCCUUGCAUCCCCGACUUCCUUCAACCAUUCGUCAACCAUCCCCGGGUGUCGCAUAGCUCUUCAUACGCCCUCAAGAUUGGCGAUAUGUUUGAUUCCUUGAAUCACCUUUCCCGGCCUCUGAGGGUGGCAAUCAUUGGCUCAGGUCAAUCUGCAGCCGAAGUGACAAUCGACGUUCGCAAUCGUCUCGCAUCUAUCCCAUCCACCGGCCGACAUGAAGUCGACAUGCUCAUCCGCAAAGGCUCACUCAAGCCUAGCGAUGACUCGCCGUUUGCCAACGAAAUUUUCGACCCUGCAUCGACCGAUGCCUGGUUCUCGACUGGUUCAAAGCACCUUCGGGAUGCCAUUCUUGCUGAGUACAAGCAAACCAACUAUAGUGUCGUCAACCCCCGAACACUUGAGGCAUUGUAUGAAAUCAUCUAUGGCCAACGUUUGAACGCGGCCGUCUCGCGUCGCACAAACGUAGAAGAGCCCUCCGAUCCUGUCAUCAACAUCAAGCCAUAUACAUCGGUGUUGUCCAUCCAGACAGUCGGCAGCCAAGGCGAGCGAGUGCGGGGCGAGCUCCUCCUUUCACCAGAAGGCGCUUCGGCGUCGAAGGAUGAAGGGUUCGUCAUGGUCACUAAGCACAUGAUGACUGGUGCGGAGAGCCAGACCAAUUACGACGUUAUUCUUUACGCCACGGGUUACCAGCGUACUGCCUGGGUCGAACUCUUCAAGAACACCGGAAUCGCCAAGCACUUUGGAAUCACACCUUCGACUUCCAAAGUUGUUUUGCGCCCGUCCGCCGACCUGGUUGGAGGACGACAGCAUCAGGAAUUCUUCCAUGACUCCUCCCCAUCCACCGCAAGCAGCAGCACCGUCAGCACUCCUCCUACGUCGCCAGAGACCUCGAGGUUCUCGUCGCCGAUUUCAUCGCGCAUCGUCUCCCAAGACUUGUACCUUUCGCGCAGUUACCAGUUGCUCCCGAAGGACGGCGAGAACACACUGCGUCCUCGUGUUUACCUUCAGGGUGUAGAGGAGGCUACCCAUGGAUUGAGUGACACUCUAUUAAGUGUCCUCGGUGUUCGCGCGGGAGAGGUUGUCGCCGAUCUUGCCAGUCGGUAUCACAGUAGCGCCUAG